GAUUGAGAAGAGUCAAGAGCUGAAGGAUUUGGAAGAGAAAGAUCAUGAUUUAAAAAUUGGAGAAAAGAUGGAAUGUAACAGUUUUCUUAUAUGCCGUCAGUGUGGAAAGAGUUUCAAUCGAAAACAAAACCUUACGCUCCACAUGAAAGUUCACACUGGAGAGAGACAUUUCAUCUGUAAACAGUGUGGAAAGAGUUUCACUCAAAAAGGAAACCUUAAAAUUCACAUGAGAGUUCACACUGGAGAGAGACAUUUCAUCUGUAAACAGUGUGGAAAGAGUUUCACUCAAAAAGGAAACCUUAAAAUUCACAUGAGAGUUCACACUGGAGAAAAGCCUUAUACUUGCUCUCAGUGUGGACAGGGUUUUGCACAUAAAGGCAACCUUAAUUCCCACAUGAGAACUCACAGUGAAGACGGCUUGUUCACCUGCAAACAGUGUGGAAAGAAUUUCCCUCAAAAACAAAACCUGGCAAUCCACAUGAGGAUUCACACUGGAGAGAAGCCUUACACUUGCACUCAGUGUGGAAAGAGUUUUGCUUAUAAACAUACUCAUAAUAACCACAUGAGAAGUCACACCGGAGAGAAGCUGUUCAAAUGUGAUCAGUGUGGAAGGAGUUUCACGACAGAACUAACCCGUAGAUACCACAUGACCAUUCACACCGGAGAGAAACAGUUCAAAUGUGGUCAAUGUGGAAGGAGUUUCAUACAUAAAUGAGAGAAUGUACUGGUAGUGUACUCAUCUGAUGACAUCUGGAAGGUACCUCCAUGAAGUUGGCGCCCCAUAAAAAUAAAU
Messenger RNA from Sinocyclocheilus rhinocerous, 793 nucleotides. Its product is annotated as gastrula zinc finger protein XlCGF57.1-like. The transcript has 2 exons. Gene Ontology annotation, molecular function: RNA polymerase II cis-regulatory region sequence-specific DNA binding; DNA-binding transcription factor activity, RNA polymerase II-specific. Lineage: Eukaryota; Metazoa; Chordata; Actinopteri; Cypriniformes; Cyprinidae. Bases 68 to 715 code for a protein of 215 amino acids. Gene Ontology annotation, biological process: regulation of transcription by RNA polymerase II. The record is from RefSeq and is a predicted model, not a curated record.